CCCUUUUACACGCGUUUUACAGUCUCCAUAGACUCCCGGAUAGUGUCCAAAAAAGUCUCCUUCUAAUGCCUUGAAACAAACGAAAGAAAAUGCGUGUUGGCCCUGCGAAUCGAUCGUAUUAACAGCUAGACUCGCCGAAUCCCCUUGCCCGCGUCUCCACUGGCAACCGGGGAUCUUACAAGCUAAACGGGGGUUUGUUCUGCCGUCGUCGGCCCGUCUCUCCCGGGUGGAAAGUAUCGGCUUUCCACGAAAAUGCCUGUUCGGAUGAGGGGGUUCCUAGGCUUGGCGCCUGCGCAAGGCCGCCGCGCGCCGCCUCCAGGGCCGGGGCUCGGGAGGAAGAGGCUGGGUGCUAAACCGGAAGUGGGCGCUCCAAACUCGGGGGUGGCUCCCAGUUUCCUUUUUUGUUUAUACGAAACAGCUGGAGAAAAUGACGCACUGGUUUCAUAGGAACCCGUUAAAAGCCACAGCUCCUGUCGCUUUUAACUACUAUGGUGUAGCCGCUGGCCCUGCUGCUGCAAAAAUUUGCAGUGACUUGAGAUCAUCCAGAGCACGGCUGCUUGAACUCUUCACUGAUUUGAGCUGUAAUCCAGAAAUGAUGAAGAAUGCAUCAGAUUCCUAUUUUUCACUUUUACAAGGUUUCAUAAAUUCAUUGGAUGAAUCUACCCAAGAAAGCAAGUUACGAUAUAUUCAAAAUUUCAAAUGGACUGAUACAUUACAAGGACAGGUUCCAAGUGCCCAGCAGGAUGCUGUUUUUGAAUUAAUUUCCAUGGGAUUUAAUGUAGCUUUAUGGUAUACCAAAUAUGCUUCAAGACUGGCUGGAAAAGAAAACAUAACAGAAGAUGAAGCAAAAGAAGUCCAUCGAAGCCUAAAAAUUGCAGCAGGGAUUUUUAAACAUUUAAAGGAAAGUCAUAUCCCAAAGCUUAUUACACCUGCAGAAAAGGGGAGGGAUUUAGAGGCACGGCUACUAGAAGCUUAUGUUGUCCAGUGUCAGGCCGAAGCUCAAGAAGUAACAAUUGCUCGAGCAAUUGAACUGAAACAUGCUCCUGGACUAAUUGCUGCACUGGCCUAUGAAACUGCCAACUUCUAUCAAAAAGCUGAUCAUACUUUAUCCAGUUUGGAACCUGCGUAUUCUGCUAAAUGGAGAAAAUACCUUCACUUGAAAAUGUGUUUCUACACAGCUUAUGCUUACUGUUAUCAUGGUCAGACUUUGUUGGCUAGUGAUAAAUGUGGUGAAGCAAUCAGGUCUCUCCAAGAAGCAGAAAAAUUUUAUGCAAAGGCAGAAGCAUUGUGCAAAGAAUAUGGAGAAACCAAAGGACCCGGACCAACGGUCAAACCUUCAGGACACUUAUUCUUUAGGAAACUUGGAAAUCUUGUGAAGAAUACCCUAGAGAAAUGUCAGAGAGAAAAUGGAUUUAUUUACUUUCAAAAAAUUCCAACAGAAGCUCCACAACUGGAACUCAAAGCAAAUUAUGGUCUCGUAGAGCCUGUACCUUUUGAAUUUCCUCCUACAAGUGUGCACUGGACACCAGACACGCUGGCCGCAUUUGAUCUCACCAAAAGACCCAAGGAUGACAGUCCCAAACCCAAACCAGAAGAAGUGGUGAAACCUGUGAAAGAACCAGAUAUCAAACCUCAGAAGGACACGGGGUGCUACAUCUCCUAAAGUACAUUGAUAAAAUGUGCACUUUGAAUUUCUCUACUAGUAGAUAAGAUAAACCAUGGAACUUCAGUUUGUAUUUCUUGAAAUGUUUCCUCUGAAGCCUGUAGAAUGACUUAGUUCAUUCAGAGGGAAUCUGCCUUCAGUUUAUUUGUUCUUGAUUUUUAAUAUAGUAGAGAUGUUUCAUGCUUUGUUUCCAGACUCCCAUUUUAAUCAGGACAACACGUAAAAGAUUUUAUUGUGCCUCUGAAGGGCAUGUUUGGCUGUUGAUUUUUGUUCUGAACUCUGAGUAGUAAUAAGUUUCCGGUUACUAUAUUAUAGUGGUUUCGGGUAUGUUUUUCUAUCUUCACAAACAAAAAAGUUUAUUUUCCUUUCUCUUACUUGAUGCCAGAAGAAUGACAGGAGUUGGAUUUUAACCGAGAGGCUUUUCCCCCUCACCAUUAUGUUGUCACACAGACUUGUUAUGUUCUGGGUCUAUUAUCUUUUCUGGUAGAAGAGUCAUUUAUAGUUGGAGAUCAGAAAAUCUGCAUACCAAAUCCCUUACAUAUGUAAGAAGCUAUAAUUUGUUCAGAAAUCAGUGUUUAUAGUAUUUUGAGACCAUUUAAGAACUUACCCCAGGGGUGCCUGGCUGGCUCAGUGGGGGGAGCAUGCGACUCUUGAUCUUGGGGUUCUGAGUUCAAGCCCCAUGUUGGACAUAGAGAUAACUUAAGUAAAUAAAUAAAUCUUUAAAAAAAAAAAAAUACAUACUCCUGUUCUGGUAGCCUCGCACUUUAUUUCAAUCUCAAUAAACCUACAAUGAUUUUUACAAGUACCUUUCCUGAUGGGUUUUUUUACUUAGAGGACAGAACUUUGUGACAGCUCUUUAUGAACACAGAAUGAAAAUGUUUUUGCAGAAGUGAGAUACUGCGUGAUAUAAAGAAGAAACUUUUUUUUUUUUAAAGAUUUUAUUUAUUUAUUUGACAGAGACACAAUGAGAGAGGAAACACAAGCAGGGGGAGUGGGAGAGGGAGAAGCAGGCUUCCCGCGGAGCAGUGAGCCCAGUGCGGGGCUCGAUCCCAGGACUCUGGGAUCAUGACGUGAGCCGAAGGCAGAUGCUUAAUGACUGAGCCACCCAGGCGCCCCAAGAAGAAACUUUUAAACCUAAACGAGAUAGGUUGUCCUGAAUUACACUAGUAACUCUACAUUUUGGCGACAGAAGUUAUGGUAAAAUGCCUUUGUUACCUGACUUCAGUGUGCAUUGUUUCUAUAUGGUUUUCUAAUAUACACGUCCUAUCCAAAUUGUAUUGCUUUAGGCCAAAGGCCAGAACAAAAACUUAAAGAGCAAACAUACAGUAUGAUCUUAAAAAUAGCAUAUAAUAUUUGAAACAAUUAGUUUAGCGUAUACACAAACCUGGGAAAUAGUGGAUGCAUAAUACUUUAACAAAAGUCACACAUCUGUAGGCUUAUCUUUUGAUUCUUCUUCUGGGAAAAAUUAGCUAAUUUUUCUAUCAUAAAUGACAGAUUGGUUCACUGAAUAGAAAUAAUAGUAGUGUAUAUUGGGAGCGUACUAUGUGCCAGGCCCUCUGCUGAACACUUACAUAGAUAAACCAUUGAAUCCACACAGCAACCCUGUGACGAAUAAGUAAAGUCUGCAUAAGGUGUUGAAAUAGUAAUAAACAUUUCAUUAUGAAGAAUAAAUAGGGGCACUGGAACAUAUGACUCUUGAUCUCGGGGUUGUGAGUUCGAGCCCCACGUUGGGUGUAGAGAUUAUUAAAAAAAUUAAAAAGAAAUAGAUUAUGCCUAUCUGAAUCAAUAUUGUGUUCAAAGAAAUGAUUACUUAAAUCAUAGUUUUCACUCUUGAAAAUACAUAGAAUCAGGAUUUUUUAAAAAUAUGUGAAAAUGCUAAUUACCCCUUUUGCUAUAUAACAUUUAAUAUUUGAAGCUGCAGAUUCUAAUAAGUGGAAUAAUAGCCAGACAGACAUUUAAUUUUAUUUUGCCGUGUAUAGAAAAAUAUCUCAGUUAAAUUUCACUGUAUUUUGUGUGCUACUACAAAAUCAUUGGUUUGCUCUAUGCCAUUUACUGACAAAACUUUAAACAGUACUGAUGCCAGCUUUUUGCUCUUGGCCUACAGGACCUGUUUGUCUUAGGUACCAGUGCUUAUUAACCAAGUUAACUCAAUUUUCACGUGAACAUUUUUGUGAAUCAUACUACCAUAUAUGGAAUGAAAACGCGUCAUACGGUCAGUGCUUCUGUAAAAUGCAGGAAAUACUGGUAUUACUUUAAAUCAGUAAUUGGCAACUUUGACAUGAGCAAGUAAUAAAUAGCGUGUUGACUCAGCGUAAGUGAUGCAUUGUGACUAGAAUCCCCCAAUCUUUAUUAUAUUCUUUAAAAUGGUGUUGGAAAUUUUUGGAAGUUAACAGAUGUAAAGCAGUUGCAUGAAGGCUGUAGAGGGAUGUAACGGUGUUAACUGUGCAUUGCAUACAUUUCAUACUUAGUUUAAACUGGAUAAUGACAGCUAACAUACUCUGCUAAAAGUAGUUUGUAUAAUGAAUUAUCUUUUUAUUUAUGAAAUAAAGUAAUUUUACUUAA
Molecule: messenger RNA, 4225 nt
Organism: Mirounga angustirostris (Northern elephant seal)
Lineage: Eukaryota; Metazoa; Chordata; Mammalia; Carnivora; Phocidae
Gene: BROX
Product: BRO1 domain and CAAX motif containing
Exons: 13
Coding region: 428-1663 (411 amino acids)
Source: RefSeq, a predicted model, not a curated record